CGAAGAAUCAUUGGCAAGUGAAACAUCUUUUUGAGUUUGCUUUAAGAAUUAUAAAUACUGUUGGAGCUUCUUGUAAGAGAUCAGAUACUAUGAAAGCAAUUCAGCAUGAAAAAAUUCUUUCACAUCUAAAAGCUGGCAAUCUAAUAAGCGGCAGAUGUUUAAAUCAAUAGACUAAUUUACAAAGGUCCAGUGAUACACG
Messenger RNA from Dendrobium catenatum, 199 nucleotides. Its product is annotated as zinc finger MYM-type protein 1. NCBI's taxonomy places the organism in Eukaryota, Viridiplantae, Streptophyta, Magnoliopsida, Asparagales, Orchidaceae. The record is from RefSeq and is a predicted model, not a curated record.